This is a messenger RNA of Ahaetulla prasina, 1845 nucleotides long. RefSeq names its product acyl-coenzyme A synthetase ACSM4, mitochondrial-like. Gene Ontology annotation, molecular function: fatty-acyl-CoA synthase activity; fatty acid ligase activity. The coding region runs from base 1 to 1845 and encodes 614 amino acids. The transcript has 14 exons. NCBI's taxonomy places the organism in Eukaryota, Metazoa, Chordata, Lepidosauria, Squamata, Colubridae. The record is from RefSeq and is a predicted model, not a curated record. Gene Ontology annotation, biological process: fatty acid biosynthetic process; acyl-CoA metabolic process. Gene Ontology annotation, cellular component: mitochondrial matrix.
AUGUUCGAUGAUCCAUUUGUCCAUCUAAAGGAGACUAUUAGUGACACAGGCUUGAGAACAGAGGUCCUUUGUGCCCUUCUAGACGAGAUAUUACCCACGGUUGGUGCUAUGAAGUUUCUCUCCAGACUUCCUCGCUUCCAGUCUGCCGGUCUUCCUACGUUCCCUUGCAAAUUCAACAGUCAAACCACUCGUGCAUUUACAUCUUUGGCUAACUUAGAUUCGGAGCCUCGUGACAAAGAUGUGCCAGAAUAUUUUAAUUUUGCAAGCGACGUCCUUGAUAAAUGGAGCCAAAGAGAAAAGGAAGGGAAGAGGCCUUCCAAUCCAGCGCUCUGGUGGGCUAGAGAGAAUGAUGAAGAAGUGAAGUGGAGCUUUGAGGAGUUGAGCUACUUAUCUAGGAAAACUGCCAAUGUGCUCUCAGAGGCCUGUAACCUGUGCAAGGGAGAUCAACUCCUCAUGAUACUUCCAAGGGUUCCUGAGUGGUGGCUGCUCAGUUUGGCUUGCAUCCGAACAGGCAUUGUCUUCAUUCCAGCUACAAUCCUCUUGACGGCUCCAGACAUAUUAUACAGGCUCCAGCAAUCCAAAGUCAGCUGUAUUGUUGCCAAUGAGGCUACCGCACCGUUAGUAGAUGCCGUGGGCUCCGAAUGCAGCUGGCUGAAAACUCGGAUCCUGGUUUCCAAGAGCAGCAAAAGGGAAGGUUGGCUGAGCUUCCAUGAUUUGCUCCAAGCCGCCUCUGACCGGCAUCAACCGGUUCAGACGAAGAGUGUCGAUCCGAUGACCAUCUACUUCACCAGUGGGACCAUGGGCUACCCCAAAAUGGUGCAGCAUUCCCAGAGCAGUUUGGGGUUUGGGCUGGCCAGUAUUGGAAGAGAAUGGAUGGGUCUGACUUCUUCGGACAUUGUGUGGGGUCUUUCUGAUCCUGGCUGGGUAAAAUUUGCCAUAGGAUCUUUCUACUCUACUUGGAGCCAUGGAUCGUGUAUAUUUCAACAUGGUUUGCUCCAGUUUGAUCCCAAAGUAGUUUUGGAGUCUCUUGCCAAGUAUCCGGUGACAACCUUCUGUGGCACACCAACCAUAUUUCGGAUGCUGCUCCAACACGAUGUUAGAAGGUAUAAGUUCAAGAGUCUGCAGACCUGCUUGGGUGGUGGAGAACCAAGUAAUCUAGAAGUGCUCAAAGAGUGGAAAGCAGAAACUGGGUUUGAUAUCUAUGAAGGCUACGGGCAGACAGAAACUUCCAUGCUAUGCGGCACCGGGAAAGGGAUGAAAAUUAAACCUGGAUUCAUUGGAAAACCUCUUUCUGGCGUUGAUCUCCAGAUCAUUGAUGAAAAUAACAACCGUCUUCCUCCUGGAGAAGAAGGAGACAUCGCCGUGAAGAUCAAGCCGCAAAAGCCUGUGGGUCUUUUCAGUGGUUAUGUGAAUGAUCCGGAAAAAACGGCCGCUACUGAACGUGGGGACUACUACAUCACUGGAGACCGAGGACUCAUGGAUGAAGACGGGUACCUCCAGUUCAUUGCAAGAGCGGACGAUAUCAUCCUGUCUUCUGGAUAUCGCAUUGGCCCAUUUGAAGUGGAGAACGCUUUGAUGAAGCAUCCGGCCGUAGCUGAAGCCGCUGUUGUUAGCAGCCCAGAUCCCAUCAGAGGAGAGGUGGUAAAAGCGUUUAUCAUCCUAAUGCCUGCCUACCAAUUGCAAGACAGAGAGAAAUUAAGUGUGGAGCUGCAAGGACACGUGAAGAAAAUUACAGCUCCAUAUAAGUACCCCAGAAAGAUCGAGUUUGUUCAAGACCUACCCAAGACCAUUUCUGGAAAAAUCCAAAAGAGGUUGCUGAGAAAAAAAGAAUGGGAAAAAGCCUAA